This is a messenger RNA of Diaporthe amygdali, 930 nucleotides long. RefSeq lists its product as uncharacterized. The transcript is spliced from 3 exons. Lineage: Eukaryota; Fungi; Ascomycota; Sordariomycetes; Diaporthales; Diaporthaceae. The record is from RefSeq and is a predicted model, not a curated record. Bases 1 to 930 code for a protein of 309 amino acids.
AUGGUUCCAACCAAGAGGGCAAUUCUCAUUAUCGGUGCCACGGGCAGCCAGGGUGGCGCUCUAAUCAGAGCGUUGCUCGACGCAGGCGCCACGGACACUCAUGAGCUCCUUGCUGUCACUCGGAACCCCUCGACGGGAUCAGCAAAGUCCCUUCAGGAACGCGGCGUCAAAAUUGUGAAGGGCGAUCUCAAUGAUGUUCCUGGAAUAUUCUCAACCGCCAAGAGCCUGCUUGGAAAAGAUGCCCCCGAUAUCUGGGGCGUCUACAGUGUUCAAAAUCCAAUGACUAGUUCCAUUGACGCGGAGAUCACUCAAGGCAAAGCGAUGGUCGAUGGUGCCCUAGCCAACCGUGUCAAAUUCUUUGUCUAUUCCUCUGUCGACCGUGGCGGGGAGGACAAAUCGUACGAGACCAAGUCAAACAUCCCCCACUUCAUUAGCAAGCACGACAUUGAGCACCAUCUUGUCGAGCAAUCAAAGGGCAAAAUGGAAUGGACCAUUCUCCGGCCCUGCACGUUCAUGGACACGCUUGUACCCGGCUUUCUCGGCAAGGUAAUGGCCACCAGCUGGAAGAUGGUCGUGAAAGAUAAGCCUUUGCAGCUGAUAUCUUCUACUGAUAUUGGGUGGUUUGGCGCUCAAGCCUUCCUUAACCCUACAGAGUACUCAGGUCGCGACAUCUCCUUGGCGGGUGAUUCAUUGACAUUUGAGGAAGCCAAUACCAUUUUCAACGAGAAGGUUGGGAAAGACAUACCACGAAUGCUUGAAUUUGUCGACAGAGGGAUUUUGUGGGCUUCACAGGAGCUUGGAACGAUGUUCCAGUGGUUCAAUGACGAAGGAUGCGGGGCAGAUAUUGAGGCACUUAGGAGAAAGCAUCCUAAGCUGAAAAAAUUCGGAGAUUGGUUGGAGACAGAAAGCCAGUGGGUAGAGCGCAAGUAA